AUGAUGACCCACAUUAAAAAUGUGCACAAUAAACAUUUAAAACCAAUAAAAACAUUUUCGUGUGAUCUCUGUGAUAAAGUAUUUAAGUGUCAGAAAUCUGUUACCAUUCACAUCAGAUCUGCUCACACAGGUCAACGGCCAGCAGUUUGUACUGUAUGUGAUAGUAGUUUUUUCCAUGAAGAUUACCUCAAAGAGCACAUGCGUUUACAUACAGGUGAAACUCCAUUUAAGUGUCCUGUAUGUGGGCGAGGGUAUGCUCAACUCGGUAAUAUGAAAAGUCAUCUUAGGGUACAUAGAAAAUCAGAAGUUAAUCCAGAUUUACUUAGUAAAAUGAGACCUAAUUAUUUAAGACUAUUAAAGCCAUAA
Molecule: messenger RNA, 366 nt
Organism: Pieris macdunnoughi
Lineage: Eukaryota; Metazoa; Arthropoda; Insecta; Lepidoptera; Pieridae
Source: the annotation of a GenBank genome assembly